CAGGAGUUUAAAGGGCAGAGUUGUAAAAACUCCCAGGCAGUGGGGAGUCGGAUUGCCUGACGACAGACUCCAAAAAAACAACACGGUUCCUGUUGACUGGAAUAAUCUUGUCCAUAACUGUUAGCUAGGAACCGAAGAGGAGAGGAAAGCACGGGCGUUUAAUGAGCGCGAGAGGAUUUUCCUGUGUUACAGCAAGCGUUUCUCGUCCACCAGCACUUCUGGGUCCCCACUGAACACCGCACAGACAAACAGCUAUGCAGCUCGAAAUCCAAGUAGCGCUGAACUUCAUCAUUUCGUACCUGUACAACAAACUCCCGCGGCGGCGAGUCAACAUCUUCGGCGAGGAGCUGGAGAGGCAGCUGAAGAAGAAAUACGAAGGACACUGGUACCCCAACAAGCCAUACAAAGGAUCCGGGUUCAGGUGCAUCCACGUGGGCGAGAAGGUGGAUCCGGUGGUGGAGGAAGCAGCCAAAGAAAGCGGGCUGGACAUCGAGGACGUCCGCAACAACUUGCCUCAGGACCUCAGCGUUUGGAUCGACCCUUUCGAGGUGUCCUACCAGAUUGGGGAAAAGGGAGCGGUUAAGGUGCUAUACGUGGACGAUAGCGGCGAGAACGGCUCCGAGCUGGAUAAGGAGAUCAGAAACAGUUUUAACCCGGAGGCUCAGGUCUUCAUGCCAAUCAGUGACCCGGUGGGUGUCUCGUCUGAGUCCAGUUCGCCGUCGCCGCCACCGUUUGGCCAGUCGGCGGCCGUCAGCCCGUCCUUCAUGCCGCGCUCCACCCAGCCUUUAACCUUCACCACAGCCUCGUUCGCCGCCACCAAAUUCGGCUCCACCAAGAUGAAGAACAGCAGCCGCAAUGGCGGCAAAGUUGCACGCAGCUCUCCCACCAACCUGGGCCUGAAUGUCAACAGCCUCCUCAAGCAGAAAGCCAUCUCCGGCUCCGUGCAUUCGCUCUACGGAUUCGGUCUGGGAGCUUCGCCUCCGCAGCAGAAAGCGUCUGCGCUCUCGCCUAACGCCAAGGAGUUCGUGUUCCCCAACCUCCAAGGCCAAGGGAGCUCCGGAGACGCCAUGUUCCCGAGUGAGAACCCCCUCAGCCCUCUGCAGUACAGCAAUGCCUUCGACGUGUUCGCGGCCUACGGGAGCAUCAACGACAAGUCACUCAUGGAUGGCUUAAACUUAAGUCUCGGCAACAUGCAGUAUUCAAACCAGCAAUUCCAGCCGGUCAUGGCUAACUGAUGUUCGGAUGAUUGUUGGCAAAAGGAAAACGAAAGGCAAAGACGCACAACUGUGGAUUUGGAAACCAAGAUCCCUGUUAGUCACUGAUAAGCGCAUGUGCCCAAGGGUGUUUGUUUCACACUCUUUGAUUAUUUUCUCCCUUCGAUCUUUCUCUGCCCCCUUGAGUUUGUACUAAAAAGCUUGUUACUUGCACACAGACACACACACAGGUUUGUUUUUGUGAAAAGUGGGGACUCUCCAUAGGCGUAAUG
Molecule: messenger RNA, 1486 nt
Organism: Sinocyclocheilus grahami
Lineage: Eukaryota; Metazoa; Chordata; Actinopteri; Cypriniformes; Cyprinidae
Product: protein Tob1-like
Exons: 2
Coding region: 255-1235 (326 amino acids)
Biological process (GO): regulation of gene expression
Cellular component (GO): nucleus; cytoplasm
Molecular function (GO): transcription corepressor activity
Source: RefSeq, a predicted model, not a curated record